Molecule: messenger RNA, 6257 nt
Organism: Engraulis encrasicolus (European anchovy)
Lineage: Eukaryota; Metazoa; Chordata; Actinopteri; Clupeiformes; Engraulidae
Product: partitioning defective 3 homolog
Exons: 30
Coding region: 364-5193 (1609 amino acids)
Biological process (GO): establishment of centrosome localization; cell adhesion; microtubule cytoskeleton organization
Cellular component (GO): apical junction complex; adherens junction; cell cortex
Molecular function (GO): phosphatidylinositol binding; protein binding
Source: RefSeq, a predicted model, not a curated record
CACACACACACACAGAGGCACGACGCACACACACACACACACACACAUAGGCACGACGCACACAAGACACAGUUGCGCACGUUGAGCAAAAGGAAUUGUGUCACGGGAGGAUCUGGGAACACCAACAACUGAUACGCACACACAACACACGCGCACACAAACACACACACACACAACACAUGCGCGCGCACGAGCAAGGAAGGUAGUGUGUUUGGUUUGCUGGUGUGUAUUGAGGAUUUUUUAACAGCAGCAACUGGAGUUCAUCAAGUCUCCCAGACAGACAGCGGAGGAUAAGCAGCCCAACAAGUGGGUUAAAAACAACCCAACACUGGCUGGCAACAGGGAAACGAGAGCACGGACGUGAUGAAGGUCACGGUGUGUUUCGGGCGUGUUCGCGUCUGCGUCCCGUGCGGCGACGGCAACUUGAAGAUCAACACUCUGGUGCAGCAGGCCAUCACAAGAUACAGAAGAGCCAUCGCAAAGGACUCGACCUACUGGGUGUGUGUCCAUCGACUGGAGCAUUCGGAUGGCGGCAUCCUCGACCUGGACGACACCCUGUGUGACGUGGUGGACGACAGAGAUCGGCUGGUGUGUGUCUACGAUGAGGAGUGUCCACAGAUUCAUGAGAGCAUCAGCGGCACCCAGAGUCCGGCCCUCUCCAUCGCAUCUGACCUAGGUUCGGCCUUUUCUGCGUUCCAGCCUUACAGCGGGGGGCUGAGCGAGAUUGAAGUCACCCCCACCUCACUACGCACCAUGCGGCGCAGUAGCGACCCGGCGCUAGUUAGCGUAGCGGUCGUGUCGCUAACGGAGAUCCCCCAACGACCCGACGGCCCAUCCAGACGCAAGUCUCCUCUAGAUUCUUCUUAUCGAAGUCUCCCCCGUAGCCACACCCCUUCCCACCACCACUGGACCAAUCAGAGAGCCGGCACACCUUCUUCAUCCUCCUCCAAUCAGAAGACAGCCUCAGACUAUUCCACCAAUAGGAAGACAGAGUCGGGUUACUGGUCAACCAAUCGGAGACGAGAAGGCACCAGAGCUGCGCAGCCAUUGGUGGAGGGCUGGCUGGAGAAACAACACGGCAAGGAAGAAGAUGCGCGAAUUGAACCGGUGGGACAGGAUGACACGUGCUCUGAACACACACACGUCAAGUCACUGGAUGACAUCAUCAGGCUGGUGGAGGUGUCCAAUGACGGCGGGCCGCUGGGGAUCCACGUCGUGCCCUUUAGUGGACGAGACCGCAGAACGCUGGGUCUACUGGUUAGGCGGCUGGAGUUGGGAGGUAAAGCCGAACUCCAGGGUUUGUUUCAAGAGGAAGACUGCAUCGUACGAAUCAAUAACGCAGACCUGAGGAACACACACUUCUCACAGGCCCAGAGUCUAUUCCGGCAAGCCAUGACGUCCCCGCUGAUCCAGUUCCACGUGGUCCCGAAAGACAAGAAGACAGAAUACGAAGAAUUAACCCAAAACACUCACGCACACUUGUACACACACGCACACAACACGGAACACACACACACCCUCCUGGACAACUUGCAUCAGCAAACACACACGCCACCACACAUACACAAAGACACAACAACAACAACAACCACAACCACGCCAACAACACAAGACUACGAAUCGCCACACACACGACCAUACGUGCUCGUACACACACCGACACACACACCAAUGUCAGACCGAGAUUUCCACACACACACACUGAAAGACACGCCCAUAUUAGACUACGAGCCAGAGACGCAACAAAUCACACACACGCCAUCAGACACACGUAGUGUACACACACGUCGAACGCAAACGCCCACACACACCUACGCUGCCAACAGCCAAUGGGAUUCAAGCUUCAAUUCGCCUCUACCAAUGGCUGAGGAGCUUCUCGACGGUCUGCAACAGCAGCAGCAACAAGUCUCUCCCACACUGUGGGCUCAUCCAAUGGGGAAGCCUCCUUCCGGGCAGGUGGGCCAAUCAGGGAACAGUGUUAGUGUUGGGGGCGGACCAGGAAGUAGAAGUCUUAGCACCACCCCCACGGGGACCAAGAAGCUCCUGAUUGGACGGAAGAUCGCCAUUCAGCUACGCAAGGGUCCAGACGGUCUCGGCUUCAGUCUCACCACCCGAGACACGCCCACUUCCUCAAACACACAACCAGGAAGUGGCGCAUGUCAUGUGACAGGAAGUGGAACAGGUCAUGUGACAGGAAGUGGAAAUGGGGGAAGUGGAGGCGGAGCAGGAGGUCACAUGACAGGAAGUGGAGGCGGAGCAGGAGGUCAUGUGACAGGAAGUGGAGGCGGAGCAGGAGGUCAUGUGACAGGAAGUGGACCGGGAAGUCCCGCCCUCUUGUGUGUGAAGAAGAUCCUGACGCGAGGCUCCGCCAAUCAGGAUGGCCGAUUGCGAGCUGGAGACAGAAUACUGCAGGUGAAUGGUCUGGAUGUGAGUGGGAGGGGCCAAGAGGAGGUGGUGUCUUUACUCCGAGCCACGCCCCUGGGAGGAGUCAUCAAGCUGAUCGUACUACGCCCACACGAAGAGACAUCCGACCACACCAAUCACCCGGACGAUAGUCGCUAUGGCGAUGACCCCAGAGGUCAGACUCGAGGAGGGAUUGAGGUCAUCAAAGGAGGCGGAAUGGUGACCUUUGACCUCACCCUCUCGCUGGUCGACAAGUUAGAGGAUGGCACGGAGAGACGCGAUGGCCUGGGUGUGUGUGUGAAAGGCAGCAGGUGUCGUGAUUCUCACUCUGACUUGGGGAUCUACGUCAAGUCUAUUGUGGAAGGAGGAGCAGCCUGGAAGGACGGCCGGCUGCGCGUGAACGACCAGAUCCUGUGCGUGAACGGAGACUCCCUAUUGGCCAAGACCAACCAGGAGGCGAUGAUGUCACUACGCAGCGCCAUGGCAGCGAGCAGAGAGGGCGGAGUCAUCGAGCUGGUCAUCGCACGCAGAGAGGGCGGCGGUGUGUGUGUGAGUCCGUCUCUAGACGAACGUCGUAUCCCAAACAAUGGAAAGGAAUCAGCUGACCAAUCGCCAUCCAGCUCUUCCCACCGCGUCUUAGACACCAGGAUGUGUUCCGACUCCGAACAAACAAACGAAAAGCAGAGCAUGUCGUGUGUAUCGGGGACCUCAGAAAACCCCCACGCUAACACACAUGCUAGCACACACACUAACUCACACACACCGACGCACUCUCCGACGCAGGUCCCCACUCGACGUUUGUUUGAGCGUGAAGGGUUCGGCAGAGCCAGCAUGUCGGAGAAACGAAAAUCCAGCAAAUCUAGAAGCACAGACUCGGAUUGCUCUGUGCAAGACUCGCCCCUCAGUCCCGCCCCUUCAACUUCAUUGGACAGCCUGAGCUGUCAAUCAACGGCGACGGCCGCUUCCACACCCCUGAUUGGCAGAGAGGAGAACGAGGACGAGAAGCUGCAACAUGACCCCGCCUCCUCAGCCUUCCAGAGGACCAAUCGCGUCGGAGCAGGAAGUGUGGCCCCUCCCCUGAGGGGGCGUGGCUGGAACGACAGCUUCCGGCAGGCCAUGGACAAAUCCUACGAGCUGAUUGGUGCAGAGGCCUCCACCAAUGAGGAGGAAGACGAGGGCCUGGACACGCUGGAUUCAGAAGAGGACUGUGAGUCUGUGCGUUCCUCAGCCCCCUCCUCCACCAAUCAAACCCACCUCAUCCAUCAGCCAGCCAAUAGGACGACCCCAACCGCACUCCUCAGCCAACCCCAGAGCAGGAGGACGCCGACAAACCAAUCGGAUUCCAGGAGGACGCCGACCAACCUCCUCAUCCAGACAAGCAGGAGGACCCCGACCAGCCUGCUCAGCCAAUCGGAUUUAAGGAGAACGCCGACGACGAGCCAACUGGAUGGCGGCGGGUCCAAGCCCUCGAGAAAGGAGGAGAAGAAAGAGCGGGAGAAGGAGAGAGAGAAAGAGAAGGAGAGAGAGAAAGAGAGAGAGAAAGAGAAAGGAGGGAAGGGGAAGAGAGGAGUACUGAAGGGACUAGGAGACAUGUUCAGGUUUGGGAAGCAUCGCAGUAAAGACGAGCAGGCGGGCAGCAACCAAUCAUCCCGCAGCUCCUCCGCCGAGAGGCGGGGCUUCCGCAAGUGGCGCUCCGACGACAGCCAGUCGGGGUGUUCGGAAGACGAGGGGACGACGACGAUGUCAUCGCAGCAACGCCGAAUCAGCAGGCAGGAAUUGGAGAGAAGCAAGACAAGGGAAUUCCGAGAGCGCACGCACACUCCAACCACCCAACAAGCACACACACAAACACUCACACGGACUCACACGCCCACACACACACUCACGCGAACCCACACGCCUCGCACCAACACACACACACCCCAUCAAGACGACGAUCAAACACACACACACAUGCGCGUCUUCGCACACACGCCCGCCUACACGCUAACACGCACACACACACCCACGCACAGGAACAACGCAGAUGGUCAACAACACACACGCACGACACACACACUCACGCCACCCAUGGACAGCAGACACACACAACAACAACAACAACAACAACAACAACAACAACAAGGACAACACACACACACAUCAUACACACACCCUGGGAGCCCCGGAGGCGACAGCACUUCUAUUGCUGAGAGUCGCCUGUCACCAGGCAACCGUCGUCCAAUCCGGAUCCUGCGUCGCGACCUGCUCUCCUCUCCGCCACGCGCACACAGGGAGGAGUCACAACGCUACAGCAGCCAAUCACAGCAGCCCAGGGAGGAGUCACAACGCUACAGUAGCCAAUCACAGCAGUCGCAGCAGCCCUGGGUGGUUCGCCAGUCGGGUCGCCAUUCUGUGACGGAGCCCAAACUAGAGAGAGAGUCAUCACUCAGACUCAACCAACGACCACACACACAUAUACCCAGACGUCCAAGCACGACCCCUCCUGGUUCCGGCACCAGCUCCGUUACCCGUAGCAACAGCCUCCAUAACAACAACAAUCAUCCCACCAAUAGCAGGAGCCCUCCCCUCUGGAGUCCCUCCCCUUCUCCGGGCCUCAACCAAUCCGCUUCCGCUUCCACUUCUGGGAUAAGCUCCUCCUCUUCUCCUGGCAUGAACCAAUCGCAUUCUUCCACUUCCUCCUCUCCUUCUUCGCCUCUGUCCUAUAUUAGAUUGCGACCACAUGCACCAGUGCACGCCCACACACACGCGCCGGCGACGCACACACACUCUCGAGCAAAGACGCAGUAGUCAAUAAGUAGCAGUUAUUGAAAACUGCAGCAAUGCAAAAUUCGUCUGCAAAUGUGUUACUCUUCAAUUGCUCUCUUGUAAUUAAGAUGAUGCCUUGCUACGUAUGUCAUUUUUGUGAUUGUUCUUCUAUCUUGUAUUGGAUUGCACUUGUAGUUCAUUAGCCAUGCUUUAUAAUGGGUUUCAAUGGGGGAAAAGACUACACCCCAUGCUUUAUAAUGGGUUUCAAUGGGGGACAAGACUACACCCCAUGCUUUAUAAUGGGUUUCAAUGGGGGACAAGACUACACCCCAUGCUUUAUAAUGGGUUUCAUGAAGAGGCCAUUUUUGUUGUUCAACAGGCACUUACUGUACAACUGUAGUUGUUAUCGAAAACUGUAUGUCACAUGGCAACUGCCUUUCGUUGUUGUCUUGAAAAAAAAAACUCCACAUUUUGAAAAGUGAAUUUAGGUAUUACUAUUUAUUCAAUUAUUUAUUUAUUUAAUCUAUAAAUCAAUGUACUAUAUAGUCAGUCGCCCAUGAGUAUAUAAGAUUUACAAAGUUAGUGAACUUCAACUUGUAAAUACUGCAAUGUUCUCAAUUUCUUGAGCAGCUGGUGAAUUCAUUUUUGUAGUUCAGUAGCCAUGACUUACAAUGGGUUUCAAUAGGAUAAAAGACUACAGAGGCCAUUUUGGAUUGUAAAUUUAAAGUGGGGUUAACACGGUUUCUCCAAUACAGCCAACUUUUUUUCACAUUUGGUUUUGCAAUGAAGAAAAAAUGAAAGUUAUUGUGCUAAUGAGAAAGAGAGAGCAAGAGAGAGAUAGAGAGAUAUUUUCAGUUGUUUAUUUACUAAAACACACACCAGAGCGUGAAGAUGUUGGAAAAUGUUGUAUGUAAUAAAUAUCAUGGCUUCUUACGUGUAAAUAAACUGAAAACUGAAAAUAAAUUUGAAAUAAGUCUGCCCUUUGUUUUGCAGAACUGGUUGUAUAUUGGUCCUCUCAGAAGAGGUUUCUUCAUGAUUCAUGAUGAUUUCUUUAUUCUUGAUUAAAGAAGACACCAAUGGCAUGGACACAGGCCCUGGACUGGCAA